Messenger RNA from Carica papaya (papaya), 814 nucleotides. The record is from RefSeq and is a predicted model, not a curated record. NCBI's taxonomy places the organism in Eukaryota, Viridiplantae, Streptophyta, Magnoliopsida, Brassicales, Caricaceae.
CAAACAAAGAACCCGAAAAUUGCUUUCAUGUUUUUGACUCCAGGGAUGUUACCUUUUGAGCCGCUCUGGGAAAAGUUUUUCCAUGGACAUGAAGACAGAUUCUCCAUUUAUGUACACGCAUCGAAGGAUAAACCUUACCAUGCAAGUCGUUAUUUUGUUGGUCGAGACAUACCCAGUAAUAAGGUGGGUUGGGGAAAAAUUUCAAUGGUUGAUGCAGAGAAGAGAUUGUUGGCGAAUGCUCUCUUAGAGUCUGAUAACCAGCACUUUGUAUUACUGUCUGAUAGUUGCAUACCACUGCACAACUUUGAGUAUGUGUACAAUUUCCUGAUGUUCACUAAUAUGAGCUUCAUUGAUUGUUUUGUAGAUCCUGGUCCUCAUGGAAAUGGGAGGUAUUCUGAACAUAUGAAGCCAGAAGUUGAAAAGGAGGAUUUCCGAAAGGGUUCUCAGGUAUAUUUUUCUGAUAAACAUGAGUCUAGUUUUUAAUAAAAUUUUUCUGGACUUUUGCUCCCUUGUCAAGUGUUGAUCUUUGGCAUGGCCUCUCGGCUAUCUAUUUAGUAUUUGCUCUCUUGCCACACUAAGACUUCUGCUUAUUGAUACUUUACACCUUAUUGGGGAUGAACAGUGGCUCGUGCUCCGCUGUUUCCCACUACACUUCCAGCUUUGUAGAUGUUUCCCAUUAGUAAUUAAAUAAAAUCUGGAGCCACAUCUGUGUAUAAAGUAGAGGCGUGACCUUCUUUUGCUCCAAAAGAUGAGUUUGAAGUCUGCAAAUUUGUCAUAAAGAAAAUUAGGUAGGUAAAGUAAAGCGCCUUAGCCA